GAUGAUAUGUUUCGUCAUUCUCAGAGACUUCUAAACGUAUGGACCAGCAAGUUAAGGGAGAAAGCACAGUCUAACAGUAAAGGCACACUAAAUGAUUUAAAUAUGGCUGUAAAAGAUGUCUUUUGGACGAAAGAAUUGCCGACUACAGCAGCAUCAAAGAUGUUGCGGAAUUUUCAUCCAGAAGAAGACGCGGAAUGUGUACAGCUCGCUAGGGCAGCUGGGGCGUCAUUUAUAGGCAAGACAAACUGUGAUGAAUUUGGUAUGGGUUCAAGUAAUAGAUACUCAGAUUUUGGCCCAGUAUUACACCCAUUCUCUCCUGAAAGAUUGGCUGGUGGUUCUUCUGGUGGUUCUGCUGCUGCUGUUGCAUUACAAGAAUGCGAUUUCGCUUUAUCAACUGAUACUGGUGGCUCAACCCGUUUACCGGCUUCCUAUUGUGGUGUAGUAGGCCUCAAACCAUCAUACGGGAUGAUAUCAAGGUAUGGUAUGAUACCAUACGCUGAAUCACUUGAUUGUGUUGGAAUUAUGGCCAGAAAGGUUGGUAUAGUCAAGCGAGUCUUUGAGGUUCUCUCACAAUAUGACGAAAAAGAUCCAUCUUCAGAGUCUUCUGAAGUGCGCAAAAGGGCUAUUUAUGGUAUGAUUAGUACAAAAGAAAGUUCCGAUACAUGGAAAAUUGGUCUACCUGAGGAGCUUUUCAAUAGAGAACCUUCAGAGGCACUCUCAAAUGUUAUAGAUACUUUACUCAAAAAUGGUACAAGUGAUGGAAAGCGUGUCGAGUUAUACCAGGUGUCACUUCCAUCGGCUAGUUUGGCAUUGAAUGCAUAUUAUAUACUCGCAAGUGCCGAAGCCUCAAGCUCACUUGCUAGGUAUGAUGGAAUGCAAUACGGUUACAGAAGUAAAACUGGUUCAGUGGAAGAAACACGGGCAGAAGGGUUUGGAGAAGAAGUGAAACGACGCAUAGAACUGGGCAACUUUGUGUUAUCAGCUGAUGCUUUCGAUAACUACUACUUGAACGCUCAGCGGGCAAGAACCGCUAUCGUAGAGGACUUUGAUAGGCUGUUUAGGUUACCUAAUGUGAGGAGCAAGAAUGAUAAUUACGAUCUAGGUGUUGAUGUUCUCAUUCAUCCAACUGCUGUAUCUGGACCACCGAAAGUUAAUUCUUCAGAUACAACAGAUUACUCGCAGGACGUUCUGACUACACCAGUUAGUUUGGCUGGAUUACCGGCGAUGAGUAUACCAAUUGGAAAAGAUAGUGAUGGCUUUCCACAAGGUGUGUCGAUCGUCAGUCAAUGGGGUUGUGAGCAGACUGUCUUCAAUAUGGCUCAUGAGUUGGAGAAUGUAAAUAAAAAGAUGCAUUGAUUGUAUAGAAUGUAA
Molecule: messenger RNA, 1371 nt
Organism: Wallemia mellicola CBS 633.66
Lineage: Eukaryota; Fungi; Basidiomycota; Wallemiomycetes; Wallemiales; Wallemiaceae
Product: amidase signature enzyme
Exons: 6
Coding region: 103-1356 (417 amino acids)
Biological process (GO): glutaminyl-tRNAGln biosynthesis via transamidation; mitochondrial translation
Cellular component (GO): mitochondrion; glutamyl-tRNA(Gln) amidotransferase complex
Molecular function (GO): glutaminyl-tRNA synthase (glutamine-hydrolyzing) activity
Source: RefSeq, a predicted model, not a curated record